This is a messenger RNA of Penaeus vannamei (Pacific white shrimp), 2258 nucleotides long. RefSeq lists its product as uncharacterized. NCBI's taxonomy places the organism in Eukaryota, Metazoa, Arthropoda, Malacostraca, Decapoda, Penaeidae. The record is from RefSeq and is a predicted model, not a curated record.
GUGACAGGAGCUCAGUUCUUCCCUGGCCGCUCCGAGAUUCACUCUCACUCUCGUUCCUCCGUGCCCCCUCGCUGUUUCUGUGUGCCGGUCGGAGAAAGCAAGACUGAGGGUGCGGCAUAGUUGCCACACUUACAAGGAGGAAAGCUUGGUGGGAAGAGCCUCCAAGUAACCAGCGACGUCCAGGCCGGCGUCACCUUGCCCGAAGCACGUCGCCAAAGUAUAACAUAUGCAGACAAGUGCCUUUGGUUUUGGGGUUCUGCGGAGGUGAAGGUUACGAGAUUGUUCGUCGAGAGGCGGCGAAGAAGGCGCGCCGAGGAGACCGGCCAGUGUGACUCGGCGCGCGCGGACGAGCAACACGCGCCCUCGACGCUGGCUGAGGCGACUUGAGAUACACACGCAGCAUGAAGGUGACCUGGUUGAUCUUGGCAACUGCCGCGUGCUCGCUGGCCCGGGCGGCGCCGCAGGGAAAGUUCGACCCCAGGAGGGCCGUGGAGCAGCACCUGCCGACGGGCAACGUGGUGACGUCGAUCUCCAAGGCAACGGUGCAGGGGCAUGUUGUGGACGAAGGCCAGAUAUCGGUGGACGAUCUGUUCCGCCAGCUGUCGGACUCAACCCCGGCGACGCCGCCCGGCGCCCCGCCCGCAGCGUCGGUGUUCCCGACCAGCAGUAGCGUCGCGACCCAAGCCUCGACGAACGCGCUUCCCGCGUCGCCGACGUCUAUUCCCACGCAGCAGACUCCGGUGAACAGACAAGGGCUCCUGAGCCUCCCAGGCCGCCCGGCCACGGGGAAUGUCAACAUCUUCAUCGACGACAGGCUCCGCGAGACCUUUGAAAACGACGACAUAUUCCUUGAAAAUGCUUUCCAACCACAGGGUUCUGCCGGCGUGGCUUUGCCUGCGCUGAACAAUGCCCCAGGAGGCAGCAACAGUCAGAACUUCGGAUCUCUCCAACCUACUGGACAAAGUGUUUUCAUCUCCAGUGGGGGGAACUCUGCGCCAAAUUUAAACGCAAUUCCUCUCGGUUCUUUGAGCCCAACUGGAGGACCUCGGACAUUCUCGGGAAACCAGAAUGCGCCUCCUGUCGGGACAACAGGUAGCAUCGGCGUCCCUCUCCCAGUCUUCAACAGUGGCGCCAACCUCAACUCCGGGGGAUCUUCGGGAGGCAGGCCCAAAAACUUCGUAACGCCAGUCCCAUUCUCACCCAAGCCAGUUACCCUCACACAAUCAGCAGUCAACAUCAGCCCUCUUCCUGCACAGCCUAAAUUCACGCAGACUCCGAGCAUCACUUCUCAUCAGACAACGCAAGCCACCUCUAAGCCGACAGUCAUCAGUAAAUCAGCAUUAACGACCAAGCCUCUGCCAGUAUUAUCAACAGCCAACACUCCAUCAGAUUCUCCAUUCUUGGACAGCUUUACAAGUGCGCCUACUUCUGCCACUGCUAAGCCUCCUGCUCACACAUCCUUUGGGUCCCGGGAUCUCUCGGCAUCGCUGCUGACUUCUCUGCUUAGCAGCUUGAGCAACAAGAUCACUAACCCCAACCAGACCUUCGGCAACUUCCUCAAGUCCAUCAGCGGCCAGAACGGGGUCCUCGUGCUGCCCUCCUCGAGCCUCGGGAAGUCGGCAGACAGUUCGUUCGACAGCAGCCCGUCCUCCUCGCAGUCCUCCUUCUCAAUUGACUUCGGGUUUGACACAUCCUCGGACGACGCGCCGAACGCCUCCCAACUUGAUCUCGACUCUGACGAGUCCGACCCCGCCCGGGUCAGUAUCGCAAGCAGCGAUGAUAACGCCCUGAGCUUGGGCGGGAGCGAUACCAAGACGCAGAGCAGCGCCGGCACCACCAGCGUGGCCGUGGAGACCACCACGGAACCCAUCGCGAAAGUCAAGACGCCGGUGUCUCUGUUCCGCGGGCCGCUCUCCGACAUCCUGUUCACGAAGGGCCAGUGGCUCGGGACGCUCGUCGGGGGGCUGGUCGACAUCAGCAGAACCGUCGUCGGUAAGAUCAGGGAAGGGGCCAGGAAGACAAUUCGCAAGCCAUAAUGGCGCAUGUUCAAGGUUCAAGGGCCUUCUGAGAAAGGACGCUGCCCUCCUUGCGAAACAAGUUUCAUGUUCAUUUUUGUGCUCACAUAACAUGAUAUAACAGUAUUUUCGUUAUUGUUAACUUUUGAUAUAGUUGCACUUUGUUAAUGCAUUUAGAUAUUGUUGUAGACUCUCCCAACUUGUGUAGAUGACUGGGUAAAUAAAAUCCAUGGUUAUUUCGAA